Molecule: messenger RNA, 1094 nt
Organism: Salvia splendens (bonfire salvia)
Lineage: Eukaryota; Viridiplantae; Streptophyta; Magnoliopsida; Lamiales; Lamiaceae
Product: aromatic aminotransferase ISS1
Exons: 9
Biological process (GO): biosynthetic process; amino acid metabolic process
Molecular function (GO): pyridoxal phosphate binding; transaminase activity
Source: RefSeq, a predicted model, not a curated record
UCACUUACAUGUGCUUGCAUUUUGUGGGUGCCUAUAAUAUAUAUAUAUAUAUAUAUAUAUAUAUAUAUAGAGAGAGAGAGAGAGAGAGAGCUAGAGAGAGAUGGGUUCUUUUAUGGGAUGCUUGCAAAGAGGGCUUUGCUUACUGAAACCCCUGUUAUGGUUGAGAUGCAGAAGCUGAUCCGAGGUGUGAAAGGUUGCGUUUCUCUAGCUCAGGGGUUAGUGUACUGGCUACCACCGAAGGAGGCACUAGAGAAAGUGCAAGAACUAGUAUGGGAGCCUUCAGUUAGUCGCUAUGGUGCCGGUGAAGGCCUCCCUGAGCUCAGAGAGGCCUUAUUGAAUAAGCUAUCCAAUGAGAACAAGUUGAAGAACUCCUCAGUGAUGGUGACUGCUGGGGCAAAUCAGGCUUUUGUGAAUAUUGUUCUUACACUAUGUGAUGCGCAAGAUAGUGUUGUCAUGUUCGCCCCAUACUACUUCAAUUCAUACAUGUCGUUCCAGAUGACUGGAGUGACUGACAUUCUGGUGGGCCCUGGUGAUCUCAAUACGCUUUAUCCAGAUGCAGACUGGUUGGAAGCUACACUUCAGCAAAGAAAACCAACUCCAAAGCUUGUGACUGUUGUAAAUCCUGGUAAUCCGUCAGGAACCUACAUCCCUGCACCUCUUCUCCAGAGGAUUUCAGAUAUUUGCAAAAAAGCUGGAUGCUGGCUUGUGGUUGACAACACUUAUGAGUACUUCAUGUACGAUAGUCGAAAGCAUGUGUGCGUUGAGGAUGAUCACAUCGUCAACAUAUUUUCCUUCUCCAAAGCGUAUGGAAUGAUGGGAUGGAGAGUUGGAUAUAUCGCUUACCCUUCGGAAGUCAAAGGCUUAGCCGAGCAACUCCUCAAGGUCCAAGACAACAUUCCCAUCUGUGCUUCCGUAAUAUCCCAACAGCUGGCACUUCGGAAAAUGACCGCAAAAUAAAUAAAUAUAUAUAGUUGAGUUCUAGUGUUUGUCUUCAAAGUCAGCCGAUUCGUAACAAAUUAUUCGAAUUUAAGUAUGCUGAUUAGUCAGAAUGUUAUAUUCAAUUCUGUUAGUUAUUAAAUUUAUUUUUCAUGAAA